Molecule: messenger RNA, 1667 nt
Organism: Aspergillus uvarum CBS 121591
Lineage: Eukaryota; Fungi; Ascomycota; Eurotiomycetes; Eurotiales; Aspergillaceae
Exons: 2
Coding region: 1-1401 (466 amino acids)
Biological process (GO): DNA-templated transcription; regulation of transcription by RNA polymerase II
Cellular component (GO): chromatin
Molecular function (GO): zinc ion binding; RNA polymerase II cis-regulatory region sequence-specific DNA binding; DNA-binding transcription factor activity, RNA polymerase II-specific
Source: RefSeq, a predicted model, not a curated record
AUGGAGCCAGAGCAUCAGUUGAAUUUUGUCAACUCCAUCCAGCAAAGCGAGUCCAGCUCCUCUUGGCUCCCAGGAGCGCUUCUCGAUGCCGACGCGUUGGAUUUCACCUUGACCUCGGCGAUUGCAAAAUGGGCGCAAUUGCCUCCCAUCCCAUCCAUCCCGAGCUUGACUGACGCCGGCGCCUUCCUUACCCCGACCUCAACGCAGACUGCGGAGUUGCCAGCUGACAUUGUGAAGCGGAAAUGGUUCAGGCGUCUGACUAACCCCGAGGACAUGCCUGCCCCCCAGAACAAUUCCGGCAGGGAUCUCGCGGCUGACGAAAACUAUCGAACGGGCCUCUCGCAGAGGCUCCAACCUAGCAUGCACAAUGAGGCCCUUCCUUCGGCUGAGCAACUCAAUCUCUUCGCCAACCAGUUCUUCACUCGCUUUCACCCCCUUCUACCGAUCGUCCAUGCGCCCGCAUUCAGGCCCACCACCGAGAACUCGUUACUCUUCAUCUCAAUCUGUUCAGUUGGAAGCCUAUUUGUCGGGUCGUUGCACGCGGUCGCACAAGGGAGUCAACUGUUUGAGAGGCUGAAUAAAGCGAAUCUGGCGUCCUGGGAGUCGGACCUGGCCCGCAGCUGCUCUGACGCGUGGUCCAUGGUCCAAGCAGCCAUUAUCGGCCAGACAUUUGCCAUUCUUUCCGGCCGUCCCAAGGACCUUAUUCUGGCAGGUGUUCUGCACGGCACGGUCAUGGCCUGGGCGCGUGAGGCCGACAGGAAUGCGCUGUCGCUGCCCUCCGCCCCGCGCGAUCUCGAUCUCGAUGAAGCGUCCUUGGACGAUCAGUGGAGUCGGUGGAUCGACCGCGAGCAGCGAUUGAGGGUCAAAAUCGCCCUGAACAAUCACGACGCGGAGCUCGCGAGCCUAUUGCACCAUGAGCCUAUCUGCAAGCAUCGGCUCCCGCAAAACCCUCAUUUGGCUUCGGAUGCGUUAUUCACGGCACCUACAGCGGUGAGGUGGGCCAGAGUUUACAAACUUACUACGAACCCACCGAGUCCUCGAAUGUCAAACACGUACCUCGACAACAUCCUCCCAAGUGAUGCAGCAGAUUCUAAAUUUGCAGCCUACGGACUACUUGAGAGUAUCAGUGCUCACGUCAGUGAGGCUCGACGGUCGAAUACACUUGAUGACCAGGAAGUGGGGAGAUUGUCCAACAUGCUCAUGUGGUGGUGGAGGCGAUAUAGCACUCAGUCCACUUUUCAAAACGAGGACGAUGACCCCUUGGCGGUGCAAACCUUGUGGCACUCCACCUACAUAGCCAUUUACGCCGACCUCGACCUGCUGGAACGAGCCAGCGGCCGGGAUGGGAGUCUGCCGUGCAAGCCAGCUACCCUCUCGUGCGUUCCUAGUCGAGCUCACUAGCCGCCAGUAAAUGCUGCGGAACACCAAGCUCGUGUCGUUGCAGAUCGACGAGCAAGGCGACGCGGAGUUUCCCGUGCUGGUGGAGAUCGAGGUCGAUGGAACCCAGCGACGGACUCUUCGCACCAAGCACCUGGUCGGGGCGGACGGGACGCAUUCGGCGGUCCGCAAGGCCGUGGGGCUGCAGCUCGAAGACGUGUUCCAACCAUAGUAUAUCCGGCCGAAGAGGGACGAUGCGAUCGAUUGGUGGGCUGCAUAUCAGAUUGGGC